AUGUUUUCUCUCCCAGCCUUGGUAGCAGCAGCGGCGCUGGCGGGAAGCCAUGUGUCUGCUCAGACUCCCCAGGCGGUCACGGCAAGCAACGCCGGCACUUCCUUGACUUUCAUCUACCAGAACAACCUCAAUGCCUCCGAUGACUCCAACCACCGGGGCGCCAUCUUGCUCGACCCGAUGAGCGCGGCGGAUGGCAAGGCCGCAUGUGCUGCGCUGGGUGAGACUCUGCUGCCGGCGAGCACGAUCAAGAACCACAGGUCCGACUUCGUGCACUCGCUUGCUUACCUCGAGUUUGCGAAUCUGGCCAAGCAAGGCCAGCAGUUCUACAUCGACAAAGGCGUGGUCACCGUGACGGAGAACCCGGAGAAGCUCAAGUUCUCGAAGCACAACCCAGGCACUGGUGAAAUGCCGGUUCUCUGCUCGCAAUCCAGCAACCAGAACAACCCGAGCAACGCCAAGGCCAGUUCGUCGAACGAGAUCACGAUCAAGUCUUCCGGAAACACCUACGUUGGUUUCAGGAACCAGAAGUCCUUCCGAUUCGUUGGGAUCCCAUACGCCAACCAGCCCGGUCGCUUUGAGUACUCGACAGUCAACGACCAGAAAGGUCAAGUCAUCUCGGCAACCACCUACGGACCGGACUGUGCGCAGCAGUACGACAGCGGCAGUGAGGAGAACUGCUUGUUCAUGAACAUCCAGACGCCUUACAUUCCCAAGGCUGGCAGCAGGAAGAACCUUCGUCCGGUACUCAUGUCCAUCUACGGAGGUGGUUUCACCGGCGGAAACUCAGGACCUAACAGCGGACUGGACACUGGCAACUUGGCUUCUCGCGAAGACAUCGUGGGCGUGCAGUUCAACUACCGUCUGUCCACGCUCGGCUUCCUUGCUAUUCCAGGUACCAAGUACCGUGGCAACUACGGUAUCUCCGACCAGGUGACCGCACUUCGAUGGGUGAAGCAGAACAUUGCGCAGUUCGGUGGUGAUCCCAACCGCAUUACGAUCAUUGGCGAAAGUGCCGGUGCUGGCUCUGUCAGAGCCCUUCUCGGCUCGCCGCCAGUCAUCGAUGAAGGUCUUAUUGACGGGGCUGUUGCUCAGAGCAACCUCGGUGGCGGUGUGACUCUCGGACUCAAUGGCGAUUACGGCACUACUUACAGCUCCUACCUCACCGUUCAGCAAUCCUACAGGCAAGCAGGUCAGCAGAUCUUUGAGGCUGUGGGCUGCAACCAGACUUCGCUUCAAGACCAGAUUCGCUGCUUGAAGAACGUUCCGUGGUCAGACAUCCAAUCCUUGUCCACUGUAGCCCGUUACGUGGUCCAGGAUGGCUACUACGUCAAUACCGAGCAACUCGACGUCGUUAACACCAACGGCAGCACUGCCGACGUUCCUGUCAUAUUCGGCACGACUGCCAACGACGGCGCCAGCUUCUCGAACUUCCCACCGAAGAGCAUCACGAACGAAGCUCAAGGCAUCGCAGCCUCUCUUGGUAUCUCCCUCGACUACGCCCAGCAGAUCAUUCAGAGCGGCCUCUUCCCUUACUACGACACCGGCAACCUCACCCUCGACAGCUUCAACGUCUCCCAGCGCGUCGCCACCGACAAGACCUUCCGCUGCAUCGACGAGGCCACCGUCUACGCCGGCGCAACCAGCGGCGCCUUCGAAAAGGCCUACUACUACACCAUGACCCGCACCUACGAGGGCUACGACCCCAACGGCCUCGGCGCUACCGGUCUCUCCCAAGGCCCCAUCUCCCCCGCCUACCCCAACGGCAAUCCAGAACUCCCAUACUUCCGCCUGCACGGCUCCGACCUCGGCUUCACCUACGGCAACCAGAACCCGCUCCGCGACGCCAACGACUUGAAAGCCAGCCAGCUGAUCUCGGGCUAUUUCGCGCAGUUCGCGAAGACGGGUGACCCGAACCCUUCGCUGGAGUAUCUGAAGGUCAGAGGGUACACGAACACCACUCGAGGCGUGAAGACCAGCGGUCCAUGGAACGAGGUCUCAAGCCAGACGGGACCGACGAAGAAUCUGGACUGGCCGGCGCCGACCGUAGAGUUCCCGGAUCUGCCGCAGUGUGCGUUCUUGAACUACUCGAUUAGCUACUAUCUUGAUAGCAACAGGGGUUGA
This is a messenger RNA of Saxophila tyrrhenica, 2121 nucleotides long. RefSeq lists its product as uncharacterized. Bases 1 to 2121 code for a protein of 706 amino acids. Lineage: Eukaryota; Fungi; Ascomycota; Dothideomycetes; Mycosphaerellales; Extremaceae. The transcript has a single exon. Gene Ontology annotation, molecular function: serine hydrolase activity. The record is from RefSeq and is a predicted model, not a curated record.